AUGUCUGUUCAAUUCAUCCCUCGAGGUUAUUACGCCGCCGGUGCCACCAAAAUGACCAAGAAUAUGGCCAUGGCUCUUCCCCUCUCUGAGCUCUCUUUCGUCUCGCCUGUAGCCCUUCAACUUGUUGAUGCAGAUUUUGAAAACUUCCUCAAUACUCAGACCCUUUCUGAUACCACCAAUGCCAACACCCUGUAUGACAGCUCCCCCUGUGAUCAAGAUGAAUUUCCAUCUCUCCCCGAGGAUUGCACGAUGGACGAUUUCGAUGUCAUGUUUGAAUUUCUCAAGGACCCUUCGGAUGCCUCCAACGUUGUCCAGUCGGCGACCUUCUAUGCGCAGCCAACCCUCUUUUCGUCCCUUGAAGAGGCCCGUGAAGCUGUUCGCCGCCAGGGCCCCACAGCAGGGGAUUCUACCUUUCCUCAGACCACCGAGGAAAUGCGCAACCUGAUUGCGUCUCUCAAAAUCGCGAUGAAGUCCGUGGCCCAUGCCAAAGACAGCCAGAAGACGAUCAAGCCUUUCGCAGAAGGCCGCCACUCAGACCUGGCUAUUGAAGUCGCCUGUUGGGAGUUGCUUAACGUGAUCAUGGCCCGGCACACAAAUGGGGCCUCAUUCACCGAGGCGCAUGAAAAGAGAGAGACCGGAUUGUUCCAAGUUCGAUUUGAGAAAGUUGUUCAUGGUCUUCAAGUUUCCAAGUCAAUCUGCAAGCACUUGCUAGAUGAAGCUUACAACAAGGUAUUUGUUGAUGACCCUCUGCACGCUGUGAAAAGGGUGUCCGCCAAUAAGAAGGUCAACGACAACAAGAAAGGCCUGAUUAAUAAGGGCAAAGAGGCUACCGCCCAGGCUGAAGCUGCUAACAAUACUCCGCUUACACCUCCGCCUUCGGGCAAAAAGCGCAAGCAAUGCCGCUAA
Penicillium pulvis is the source of this 906-nucleotide messenger RNA. RefSeq lists its product as uncharacterized. Bases 1 to 906 code for a protein of 301 amino acids. Lineage: Eukaryota; Fungi; Ascomycota; Eurotiomycetes; Eurotiales; Aspergillaceae. The transcript is spliced from 3 exons. The record is from RefSeq and is a predicted model, not a curated record.